Messenger RNA from Betta splendens (Siamese fighting fish), 3032 nucleotides. It is a transcript of the gene scamp5a, whose product is annotated as secretory carrier membrane protein 5a. Gene Ontology annotation, biological process: protein transport. Gene Ontology annotation, cellular component: trans-Golgi network membrane; recycling endosome membrane. The record is from RefSeq and is a predicted model, not a curated record. The transcript has 7 exons. The coding region runs from base 281 to 934 and encodes 217 amino acids. NCBI's taxonomy places the organism in Eukaryota, Metazoa, Chordata, Actinopteri, Anabantiformes, Osphronemidae.
CGGAUACAGCUGGGUAUGUGCGUAAAGAAAAGACCUCACGUCACGUGACCGUUACUCACAGACCCAUCAUUUGGGGAAUAACGAGAGAUAAUAAUCUCACCAAGCGCCAGAAUUGUCUGUUUGCAUGCAGUGAAUUUCAAUGCAGAAUAACCCAUAGGAUGGUAUUUAAACGAACGGAAAAAUUGUAGCGACACUGUGGGACUACACGGGAGGUUUGGUUUUGAAGGCUUGAAGGCUGUGCACCUGUUUACAAGAGGAGGAAGAAUCCUGAGCAGUCAUCAUGGCAGAAAACAACUUCCCCCCUUUGCCGCGGUUCAUCCCCCUGAAGCCGUGUUUUUACCAAGACUUCAACGAGAUCCCGGACCAGCGUCGCACCAUGUGCAAAAGGCUGUACUACUUGUGGAUCUUGAAUAGCGCCACGCUGGCCGUUAAUCUGAUUGGCUGCCUGGCGUGGAUGUGUGGAGGUGGCGGAGCGACCAACUUUGGCAUGGCCUUCCUGUGGCUCAUCCUCUUCACGCCGUGCUCCUAUGUGUGCUGGUUCAGGCCCAUCUACAAAGCCUUCAAGACCGACAGCUCUUUCAACUUCAUGGCUUUCUUCUUCGUCUUCAUGGCCCAGGUGGUGAUCAGCAUUAUCCAGACUGUUGGAAUUCCAGGUUGGGGAGUGUGCGGCUGGUUGGCUACGAUCACCUUCUUCAGCACCAACAUUGGCUCAGCUGUGGUGAUGCUGAUUCCCACCAUCAUGUUUACUGCAGUGGCCGUGCUCUCCUUCAUCGCUCUAUCAAAGGUUCAUAACUUCUACCGUGGCAGCGGGGGCAGUCUGGGUAAGGCCCAGGAGGAGUGGACCACCGGGGCCUGGAAGAACCCCCACGUCCAGCAGGCCGCCCAGCAGGCCGCCCAGCAGGCCGCCAUGGAGGCCGCGCAUGGAGCGAUGUAGCAGAACCGAUACCCAUCAGCUCCCACACGCAGCCACGACGGCCCGAUGUAGGACAGAGGAGGGGAGCGGGCUGCCGCGUGGGACAGGCCAAAAGGGAUCAAUUAAGAACACAUUUCAGAAUUAGGUGCCCUUCAUUGCAACACUUCACAUGUUGAUUUCAAACAGAACAUCGUAGAGAAAUGAAGCAUCCUUUAAUGAGUUGUCAUUCGUUACUAGAUAUAAAAACUUGCUUUUUUACUUUUUCUCUCUGCUCAGUUUCAGCUCAUCCGUGUGUGUUAUAGCUAAAACCAGCUUCAUCAGAUUCUAUGUUCAGCACAGGGUUCUUCUGCUUCUCUGCCUCGACCUUUAAUGUGCUUUUAGAUACUGUAACAGCCAUAAUGUUAGAGUUCGUCUUAUUUAGCUUUGAGGCGAGAGGGUCACCAAGCAAAACUGCUCCUUGGCUCACUAUACGCGUAAAAUCAAAAUUCAAAUGAAAUAAGAAUAAACGAGCCAGAAGAUAUUUACUUGGAAUUUGAAUCCUAGAGACAACAUUUUUCAGUCCAUGGUUUGGUGACCUGGUUGUUUUUCUCUCUUCUACUGACGACAACCUUCAGUUUGUUCCACUAUGUUUUACAUUCUCAGGAAAUACGCAACAGCUGGUUUUGAACUCUCCAUGUACCUUUGGUCUUCGCUAACCGUAUGUUAAAACAUGUUAACGUGAAGCACAUGCAGUAUUUUGGAUACGACAUUCCAAAUCAACGAUGUUCAGCUUAAAAAGUGAAAGAAAUUCAAAACACUGGGAGGUUGAACAUGUGGUAAGUGUUAAUAAUCAUUGUUGUAGGUGCUCAUAGCGUCGUAUGAAGUGAUGGAUGUUUACCCACUAACCCCCUACAUGUAAAUGCUUAAAUGGCUACUUACUCUGAAGCUGUGGAUUUCAGGCCUUAGUCUGUCAUUUUGUGGCGCUUGAUGUUAUUCCAUGACUAGGUGUACAAUGAUAUUUAUAUAAAGGACAAGACAAUUAUUUCUUUAUGAAGUGAAACUGAAGGAAUAUGUGUGUGUAGCCCUUGUGAGGCCUGGUGUGUUCAGUCAGAGUCGCGUGAAAAGGUUUUUUUGCCUCAUGUCUUCUUUGAAAACUUCAAGAUUCAAUAGAUGGUUAUUCCAGUAAAACAGUGUUAGACUUGAAACCUAUGUGAAGAUGUGUACCUGAAUGCCUGUUACUUCAGAACCCGUGAGUCGUCCUGUCUGAUUGUGUUGAUGUGUUAUUCAAUAUGAUGUUUGUUGUUUUACUUUUGGGUUGUUGUUUUUUGUAUUUUUUUGUGUAUCUGGAUGGCGUGUGCCUGAGGGUGAUGCAGGUGGUCGCUGUGUCGUUCCAUGGCUGUGGAGAACAGACAAAUGUUUUUUUUUAUUUUUUUAAUUUUGGAAUACAAUACAAAUUAUAAAUUAUGGUGGAGCAUUAUUAACAAAAUAUUAAAUUCUAUUAGACGUGGGCGCUAGUGUGCAGGUGUCAAAUAUAGACCAGAAUAUGAUGCAUAGAGCUGGAGAACACUAGUGCGGUUUUAUAAUUGUCACCAGCAGAUGCACACACAGUAGUUACUCAACAGAACCCUGGAAACUACGGCUCACGCUCAUCGUCUCUUAGUCAAUGCACAAAGUUUAGCUGAUCAGAUUCAUAAAUUAGGUGUGAAGUUAUGCACAAAGACAAACACAAGCACCUUUUCUCUGUAAGUAGUGACUAAUCGGUCAGAAGAGCUGUAAAUACAACACAGCGUGUGACAAAUUAAUGCUGUGUAAUUAAUGUGUUGCAGGGACUUUAGUGGAUUUCAUAACGCUGUAUCAAAGCUUCUGAGCCAUUUUCCUACAUAUUCCCACAUGUAUUGUAUGUUUGAUAUGUAUAAUCAUGUACUAUAUGGUAAGUAAAUAUAAAUACACAAUUACUUGAGGUAAAUAUUAGCCAUGGAUUAACACAUUCAGUAGGAACAUGAUCUUCGUCAGUGAGUGAGUCGUUUGAAGAGACUGUGUCUCAUGAGUGAAGUUAAUGAGGAAUACAAAAUACAACUUUGUGUAUUACUUUUGUAUUAUUUGGUCUUAUCCUAAUAGAUAUUAAACAGUUCUUGUUGCA